AUGACAUGUGGACGAUGAAAUAUCAUGUCAUCAUCAAUGCUAGGCGGAGUUGAAUGCUUUCUCAACUCGACAUGUUACUUAUUGACUUAAGUAUCGGAGGGUCAACAAGCCUCCGAUGCAUCUUUGUUGAUGCUUCGAACAAUCAAAAUAUAUAUUACAAUUCUAUUCAAUGAUGAUUUCUGCAAUCUUCUCUACUCGAACACGUUUCUGUUUGAAGUUUCCUUCACUCCACCAUGCUCAAAACCCUCAAGAUUAGUGAUUGAUUCCUCUAAGCAAUAACAAUGACUGACUUGGGAGGAUGGAUUAGACCAAGUCGCACAAGUUAAGCCAUUAAAGAGGACCAAACCAUGUCCGAGGUUUUCCAAAGGUGACGUAGCCUGCUGUUGACAAGGUGUUCCAAGGUUGUCCCUUGCCUUGGCAGAAGUGUUCUUCCACGUUAAGAUGUCAGGAUUCAUUUCAUUCCACCAAACCAUCAUUUACCUGCGUGAGACGGAUGCAUCAAAGAAGAAUGGUGCAUCGGUCUAAGAAUUGACAGCUUCUGAUGUGAAUUCUGCGUGGGUGGAAUCGGUCCUUGAGCGUGUUGCUUGACUGGGUGUGCGAGGUCCAAAAUAUGGAGCUUGCAGCUGACGGUUCACGCGCAUGGACAAAGAUAAGAACCUUGGCGUGUCUCUUUCCCCUUCCUUUGUUACUAUGUCUUCCUUUGACAUUGUUGCAUUGUUUUGGGGUCUCCCAUUGAUGCAUGCUAUAUAUUGCUGAAGAGAUUCUCUCACCCUAUCUAUCUCCGUCUGAGCCGAUGGGGAACUGUUUGUGGUGCUCCGCCUCGGGGAAGCGACUGAUGACGGCAGCCAGGGAUGGCGACGUAGAGGAAGCUCGGAUGCUGCUGGAGAUGAGACCAGGCCUGGCCAAAUACAGCACCUUCGGCGGCCUCAGCUCGCCGUUGCACGUAGCUGCCUCCGGAGGCCAUUCUGAGAUUGCUAUGAUGUUGCUGGAGUAUGGAGCAGAUGUGAACUUCAGGAACAUCUAUGGACGGACUCCUUUGAUGGAAGCAUGCAACAAUGGCUACUGGGAGGUCGUGCAGACAUUGCUGCUGUAUAAAUGCAAUGUUUCAAGAGCAGAGUACCUGAAUGGCUGGACAGCACUGCACUUUGCAGCUCAAGGUGGACACAUACCAUGCAUCAGGCUACUGGCUGCAGACUUUGCACCUGCUGUUCCUGAUGCAGCGACCAAUUCUUCAGAGGAUGAAACACAGAGAAACCUCCCUAAUUCUUCCUAUGAUCAACACUCACUCUCUAGAUUUAUCAAGAAGACUGCCAAUUGUGGCAUAACAGCCCUGCAUUUGGCAGCAUUAAAUGGAAAUGUUGAUUGCGUUCAUCUACUGCUUGAUCUACACGCUGAUGUCUCAGCCACGGCCCUCUCACAAAACACUUCAUCGGCAGCCUCUAUAGGAGCUGGAAGCACUCCUUUGCAUUAUGCAGCAUAUAGUGGAAACCUAAAGUGUUGCCAGGUUCUUCUUGCUAGAGGAGCCAGCAGAUCAGCAGUGAAUGGCCAUGGGUGGCUCCCAGUUGAUGUUGCUAGGAUAUAUGGAUGUGAUGAGCUUGUGCCAGUACUAAAACCUAAUUCUAAUCAGACGAUACCUGUCUUUCCUAUAAGUUGUCUUUCCCUCCCUCUUAUAAGUAUUCUGAAAAUUGCAAGAGAGUAUGGAUUGCAUUCUUCAACUGUUCCUUCUGAUGAUAGUGAUCUCUGUGCUGUUUGUCUAGAGAACACCUGCGCUGUAGCCGCCGAAGGUUGUGGUCAUGAAUUCUGCACGAGAUGCACGCUCUCUCUUUCCUCAACAUGCAGUAUGGCACCCGAGAUGUCUGCACCACCUGGUUCAAUUCCAUGCCCCCUCUGUCGAGAAGGAAUCGUGGCUUUCGUAAGGUUGCCUACUCUUCUGGUGAAGGAUCUCAGUCUCAAAGGCAAUAGCGACUCUCACAGCCUGAAUCAAACUGCAAUUGCCAUCAGAUCCGAGUUCUGUAAGAAACAGUCUGCAGUGGUUCCCUCAGAAGCCAUUGGUCCGAUCUCUUGUCCCCCACACAUUCCUCCAGUUAUUUCAUCCUGUUCGAGGCAUCAACAUACUGGCAGAGCAGAGAAAACAAGCUGCUCGACGUCAGUUCACUACGGUAGCUUGUAGUUUCUCGAUCGUUUUGUAGCGCGUUGCAUCUGCUAUUGCUGAUCGCAUGGGUUCGUAACGGCGACACAAACAACAAGCAUUUCAUCGAGCAAGUUGUGCUCAUGUAC
Messenger RNA from Musa acuminata subsp. malaccensis (wild Malaysian banana), 2277 nucleotides. RefSeq names its product probable E3 ubiquitin-protein ligase XBOS33. Lineage: Eukaryota; Viridiplantae; Streptophyta; Magnoliopsida; Zingiberales; Musaceae. Gene Ontology annotation, cellular component: ciliary inversin compartment. Gene Ontology annotation, molecular function: protein binding. The record is from RefSeq and is a predicted model, not a curated record. Gene Ontology annotation, biological process: protein localization to ciliary inversin compartment.